Molecule: messenger RNA, 2602 nt
Organism: Pleuronectes platessa (European plaice)
Lineage: Eukaryota; Metazoa; Chordata; Actinopteri; Pleuronectiformes; Pleuronectidae
Gene: zdhhc16b
Product: zinc finger DHHC-type palmitoyltransferase 16b
Exons: 11
Coding region: 312-1400 (362 amino acids)
Biological process (GO): protein palmitoylation
Cellular component (GO): Golgi apparatus
Molecular function (GO): palmitoyltransferase activity
Source: RefSeq, a predicted model, not a curated record
GGCUUCAGUGGUAGAUGUAGAUGUAUACUGUAUAUAGUUUAAAGUCUGUAGUUGUGUGUUAUAGCAUGAUGAGGAUCUGGUUUGGACAGAAAACAAACCCACAGGAUUUGCAUUGUGGUUUGAUGGGGAUGGACAGGAAACGGAUGAAAUAAAAAUAAUCCUCAAUGGGGACAUUUGCAAUAUAACAGCAGCAAGAGUCAAACAUAGGCAUCACUCUACACAGUAUCCCAAUAACCAUGGCCAUAGGCAGCGAUAGUCCAGCUUCUUCAUAUUAAGGCAGAGUGUGUGGAAGAGGAGGUGGUGGCGGUGGCAUGCGUAUGGGCAGUAGCUGGAGGUGGCAGAUUUCCCGGGCCAUGCGACUCGCACUGCGCUGGUGCCGGCUGUGCCGCCUGCAGAGAGGAGGGAACAAAGUUCGGCUCAGCGGGAGGUUGUCGGAGCUGUGGAAGUACAGCAAACUGCUGCUCAAGUCCCUGUAUUACAACAGCCUCAGCAACUCGGACACGAUGCUGGACUGUGUGUUUGAACCCGUCUACUGGAUCGUGGACAACGUGACCCGCUGGUUUGGAUUGGUGUUCGUCUGUCUGGUCAUUCUCCUGACCACCUCAGUCGUGGUGGUCAUCUACCUGUUCGUCCUGCCCACGAUCCUCAGCACGUACCCGGUGCACUGGGUGGUCUGGCACCUCUGCUAUGGCCACUGGCUCCUUGUUAUGGUGGUCUUCCAUUACUACAAGGCUACCACCACGGCUCCUGGACACCCGCCCAAGGACAAAACUCAAAUCCCCUCAGUGUCCAUUUGUAAGAAAUGCAUCAAUCCAAAACCGCCCAGGACGCACCACUGUAGCAUCUGCAACAUGUGUGUUUUGAAGAUGGACCACCACUGUCCCUGGCUGAACAACUGUGUGGGCCAUUUCAACCAGCGCUACUUCUUCUCCUUCUGCCUCUACAUGACCCUGGGCUGCCUCUACUGCAGCUUCAGCAGCAAGGAAAUGUUUCUUGAGGCAUACAGCGUUAUAGAGACUUAUUAUCAGACCCCAACCCCGGACUACACCUUAAGAGAAACCACGGCUCAGAAGAGUGUCAUCUACCUCUGGGUACUGACCAGCUCGGUGUCAGUAGCUCUGGGAGGACUCACCCUGUGGCACACAAUACUCAUCUGCCGAGGGGAGACCAGCGUGGAGCGCCACAUCAACCGCAAAGAGACCAGAAGACUCCGGGAGAAGGGCAAGGUGUUCAGAAACCCUUACCAUCACGGCAAUAUGAACAACUGGAAGAUACUGCUCGGUGUGGAGAAAAGAAGUCACUGGCUCACACGGGUCCUGCUACCCUCCAGUCAUCUUCCCCACGGGGACGGCGUCAUGUGGGACUGCACCUUCACCAGGAGAGACCCCAUGGCCAUCUGACCCCCACCGCUUCAUUUUAUUAAGAUGCUUUGCUGUGUAAAGGUGUUUGCGGACAUAACAACUCGUCAUACCAUCACCGUCUCACUGUCGGCAGCCUUGUGAGGUCGGGGUAGACCUUCAUCCUGGGACUGUAGCGCUAUCGGCUGAAUUGAUUUACAGAAGGUGCUGCUGGCCAGCACACACCUCUGUCUCCUUAUGCUCGACCAGUCGCAAAGACUGAUGGAUUUCUGCGCAUUUCUUGCACCAGCACUACAGCCUCACACGUGUAAGAGUGUGAUGUGGGAGCACCGAUAGGAGAAGGGGAAGUAUGGGAGGCGAUGGAGAUCAUAUCAAGUAACGGCAUCUUAACGGUGCCAUGUGUUGUAUUUUACAACUAAAACCAAACUUAAUAGAAAAACUAACAUGUGUGUGUAUUUAUCAGUGUGAUAACUACCUAAAGAAGAAGGUCCUGAAAGAUUUCUGAAAACUGUGUGACUUCUAGAUCCAAUGUUGUCAGAACCAUUUCAUCCUGUAGAUUUGAGCUGAGGUUGUUGAAAACAGACAGGAAGCAGAAACGAGAGGAGAAUGAAACAUCAGACUAGAUUUCAUUAAAGUCUGUUCAGAGAUGCUAAAAAGCUAAGGACAGCACCUUUGAUAACUGACACUGUAUCCCUGACAUGUCAUCACAGAACUGAGCCUAAACCUUGUCUGCUUAUUUAAGAAAGAGUUUGUCUUAAUGAGAUGCUUUUUUAAUGUUAAAUGAUCUUGUUUGAUUAAUUUCCUAUGAUUAUUUAAAAUGUCUUUUUCAAAAGCUAUUUCUCUCAUGAACUACUCUGUUAACACCUGCAGUGUUUAGUGGAGAUGUUGGGGCGAGUCCCGAUCUUAGGAACCACAGAUAUGAACUGAUCUUCUGGUGCCGAAGAGUUUGAUCUAUUUCUCUUAAAAUGUUUGACUUGAAUCUUUUGCUCCCUACAAUGAGGUGAAGAAGAAAGAACAGGUAUGUUGCGUGCCUUGUUUGGGGGUUCAGCCUUUAAACGUAGGCAAUUUAAUUAAGUGAGAAAAAGUCACUGUGAAUUCCAUUUUUAUUUUCACCCCAACUUCAAGGAGUUGAAUCUGUAGUUGCCAUAGAAACAUGACAUCCCUGUGUGUAACCAAAGGGAGCUGUGCUCCAGUUAGAUUGUUCUUUCUCUCUUUUAAAAAAAAAAUAAAACAAGUGUUUGAUA